CGCAAACAUCAAGAUAUAUCUUGGAGCGCACGUUUGCAGCGUCCAUUGUUUCCCCAGCCUUCCAGUGUUUUGUCUUGCAACACAGUUCCCGCGAAUUGACUCCUCGCGUCGUUUCCGUUUGCGAUUGCGCUGCGUCCGUGCCCUCAGCCUUACGAAUGGUCCCUGCAUCCGCCUCCAGCACUCCUCAACCUUCACACACUUCCUUAUCUCGGUCUUCUACUACUUUCUCAAAGAGUCCGGUGGGUAUUGCCCAGGAGCGAGUACAACAGCUAUCGAAUCACUUUUCCCGCGCAAACACAAUGGCUUCGGUGCCCAAGGACGACGGACCCGUGAACCUCGAUGCGGACAUUCCGGACAUCCACCACCAGCUUCCACCCCUUCCAGCCACUCUCCCUAAACGGCAUGAGCGCUUCAUCCACUGUAUACCCCCCACCGGUUCAACAACGCGCAAAUACUCCGUCUUCCUCGCCGGCACCAUAGAAAUGGGCAAAGCGAUCCAGUGGCAGCGACAUAUGCUGCACUUUCUUCAGGACCUUCCAAUAGCGGUCUACAACCCUCGCCGCGGAAGCUGGAACAAGGCGUCCACGGACGAAGAGCUUACCCGCAAUUUCCACACCCAAGUAGUGUGGGAAAAGGUCAAUCUGGCGAGAGCGUCUGUCAUCUGCUUCUUCUUCGACCACCCCACGAAGAGCCCAGUCACCAUGAUGGAACUUGGCGAAUGGGCCGCCAGCAACAAGGUAGUAGUGUGCUGCAACAGCAAGUUCUGGAAGGCAAAAAAUGUGCAUAUUCAAUGCGCGUACCAUGGCAUUCCGUGUGUGGAGACCUUUGAGGAACUGGUCCCGCUGGUGAGGGCGAAGCUCAGGAGCAAGGGCCUCAUGCUGGAUAAGCAGGGCGACCGCACUGACGAUCCGGCGAAAGAGGACCCGACAAAGCUGCCAGACGUCUCCAUUCUGGAGCGCCGUUGUCCGGUGGAUAUCGAGCGCUUGAAGGCUAUUGAGCAGACGCUGGCGUUCCAGGAUCCCGAGUAUCCCGACGAAGAGCCUUACGUGGAGCAUUAAAGAUGUGCCCUCCUUAGGUCGAUUUCCGGCGAUUUGAACAUCAGCGAGGAGUUGGCGGCGGUGGGAUGGGUGGUCUUUUGUCUACUUUCCUGGAUCCUCGGCAUGGUUCUGUUUUCCUCAGUCGAUCUUCCUAGAUGUGCGUCGUGUUUUCCUUCCUCUCUUUCCUACAUCUCCGGCACUUUUUUCCCCUUGGUGCUGCUCCCCUGCGGUCCUGGCUUGUCUUUUCUUUUCGGCAGGUUUCUUUAUAAUUACAUACAUGUACGAUCAACGACGGUGUCAAUCUGUUUUCAUGGGAGUGCGGUGGACUGGGCUGGAGUUCUUGAUGUGUAGACGAGGCUGUAUAACCUCAGAUAGUGUCUUGUAGUUUCUAUUACAAUGGUUUCGAGAG
Molecule: messenger RNA, 1446 nt
Organism: Trematosphaeria pertusa
Lineage: Eukaryota; Fungi; Ascomycota; Dothideomycetes; Pleosporales; Trematosphaeriaceae
Exons: 2
Coding region: 156-1058 (300 amino acids)
Source: RefSeq, a predicted model, not a curated record